Molecule: messenger RNA, 1744 nt
Organism: Myotis davidii
Lineage: Eukaryota; Metazoa; Chordata; Mammalia; Chiroptera; Vespertilionidae
Gene: OSR2
Product: odd-skipped related transciption factor 2
Exons: 4
Coding region: 404-1342 (312 amino acids)
Biological process (GO): regulation of transcription by RNA polymerase II; urogenital system development; embryo development
Cellular component (GO): nucleus
Molecular function (GO): RNA polymerase II transcription regulatory region sequence-specific DNA binding; DNA-binding transcription factor activity, RNA polymerase II-specific
Source: RefSeq, a predicted model, not a curated record
CGCGGCCGCGAACAGCCUAGGGAGGGACGCGGGCGGGGACAGAGCUCGGCGCACUCGCUGCCGGAGGGUGAUGGCCCUGCGACAUUCCACGUCCACAGACUCCGACGAAGGCGAGGAUCCACUCUCGUUUUUUUUUCGGCGGCUCUUAAUGCUCCAGAGAAUGUCCGCGGCUGCCGGGACUCCGUGCGGAAAGAGACGUUUGCUCGGCGUGGACCCAAUGACCUUUUCAAGCUGUGCGCCUCGCUGCCUGGAGCGGGUCUGAGCGGCGCGGCGCCGGCGGACCUUUCCGCGGGAGGGUGUCUCUGCUGUCACCUCUCUGGGUUUUCACGGGAGCCCCACACCCACGCGCCUCUGAGUCCUGGAAGAAAGGGGAGGCUCCCUGCGCCCCCCGGAAGCCCGGAAAAUGGGGAGCAAGGCCCUGCCGGCGCCCAUCCCUCUCCACCCGUCGCUGCAGCUCACCAACUACUCCUUCCUCCAGGCCGUGAACACCUUCCCCGCCGCCGUGGACCACCUGCAGGGCCUGUACGGGCUGAGCGCCGUGCAGACCAUGCACAUGAACCACUGGACGCUGGGGUACCCCAACGUGCACGAGAUCACCCGCUCCACCCUCACCGAGAUGGCGGCGGCGCAGGGCCUCAUGGACGCGCGCUUCCCCUUCCAGGCUCUGCCCUUCACCACUCACCUCUUCCACCCCAAGCAGGGAGCCAUCGCCCACGUCCUCCCAGCCCUGCACAAGGACCGGCCCCGCUUUGACUUUGCCAACUUGGCCGUGGCCGCCACGCAAGAGGACCCCCCGAAGAUGGGCGAGCUGACCAAGCUGAGCCCGGGGCUGGGCAGCCCCAUCUCGGGCCUCAGUAAAUUGACUCCGGACAGAAAGCCCUCCCGGGGGAGGCUGCCCUCGAAAACGAAAAAAGAGUUUAUCUGCAAGUUUUGCGGCAGACACUUUACCAAAUCCUACAACUUGCUCAUCCACGAGAGGACCCACACGGACGAGAGGCCGUACACGUGUGACAUCUGCCACAAGGCCUUCCGGCGGCAGGACCACCUGCGGGAUCACAGGUAUAUUCAUUCCAAAGAAAAGCCCUUCAAGUGUCAGGAGUGUGGGAAAGGAUUUUGUCAGUCUAGAACUCUAGCCGUUCACAAAACUUUACACAUGCAGGAAUCUCCACACAAAUGCCCCACAUGUGGAAGAACCUUUAAUCAGAGAAGUAAUCUGAAAACUCACCUUCUCACCCAUACAGACAUCAAGCCCUACAGCUGCGAGCAGUGCGGCAAAGUGUUCAGGCGAAACUGUGAUCUGCGGCGGCACAGCCUGACUCACACCCCGCGGCAGGACUUCUAGAGAAGCCCAGGAUCUGUCCCCGUGCCCCCCUGCUCCCUUCUCCCCAGACACCCCUCCACACCUCCCACCUGGGGGUUCCACCCCCCGCCCCCUGCAACCCUUCACUGACCCCAGCUCUGCCCUUGCUGCAGCCGCACCUGCAGCUCCAGGGAGUUAACUGAGCUUCUGGAGGACUGAGAACUGUAGACAGCCACACACGUACAUCCCUUCACAAAGAGCAUAUGCGAGUUCCUUGUAGAUAUGCACAGCUCAUUUUAGAGCUCUGUACAUAACGUCGUGGGUCUUGGUGUUGUUGUUCUGUUUGUUUUUGUAUCUUGUUGGAUGCACCUGGAUAUGGAAAAUGGAAGCCAAAUUUAUCUUUAAAGACUGUAUUUUCAAAAUAAAACUUUUUUCUUGUUUCAA